This is a messenger RNA of Girardinichthys multiradiatus, 1454 nucleotides long. It is a transcript of the gene ndufs6, whose product is annotated as NADH:ubiquinone oxidoreductase subunit S6. The transcript has 5 exons. Gene Ontology annotation, biological process: mitochondrial electron transport, NADH to ubiquinone. NCBI's taxonomy places the organism in Eukaryota, Metazoa, Chordata, Actinopteri, Cyprinodontiformes, Goodeidae. The coding region runs from base 144 to 839 and encodes 231 amino acids. The record is from RefSeq and is a predicted model, not a curated record.
GUCUUGGGUUUGUCUUGCAGAACACAAACAAGCGUCCCCUCCGUCGAACAAAGAAGCAGUCUUUGCAGCGCUUUUUUAGGGCUGUCUUGGUUUUCAUCCCAACAGCGGGCUGGAUGCGGGGAAGAUGCAAGUACUGACCCAGCAUGGAUGGUGCACUCUGGACCGGGAGGACAGACGAUGGAAGAGGUGCUGCUAACAGGAGAAUCGAACGAGGGACGGCAGCGACUGUCCACAAACACCUGUACGCACUUGCUGCUGAUUUGGGAAGAGUGGGAUUCAAACGGCUUAUCUGGGCCACUUGUCGACUCAGGGAGGUAGCCAGGUGCUUCAGCAAAAGAGGACCCAUGGUGACAAAGGCUGCAGAGAGAUCCAUGAUGGAAUUUAGAGGUGAAAUAGUUAGGUUUAAGGCAAUACCGCGGGUGAAAUGUUGCCGUAUCCUUCCUCACCUCAGCAGCUUGACUGUUGUAAACAUGGCGGCGGCCGCAGUGUGCAGAGUUCUGUCCUUCACUAGGAACGCUAAGGUGCUUGUUCAACCUCUGAGGUUGACUGCUGUACCCGUCCACCGAUACAGCUUAGAGGUUUCAAGCACCGGCGAAGCUGUCACUCAUACCGGCCAGGUGUUUGAUGAAAACGAUCCGAGGAGAGCAAGAUUUGUCGGAAGACAGAAAGAGGUGAAUAAGAAUUUUGCCAUCAAGCUUGUGGCAGAAGAGCCAGUGACACACAUCGAGUCCAGAGUGGUUUCCUGUGAUGGAGGUGGAGGAGCACUUGGACACCCCAAAGUCUACAUCAAUUUGCACCUCCAAAGUUACCAUUGGUCGCUUGGCUGCUUCUCUGAUUAAUGCCCUUCCUAUCUGGCAUGUCAGUUUAGGUAAACUACUAUGUCUUGCUUUCGGACUGCAUGAUAUAUUGAAUUGUAAAUCAUCAUUGCAAUAUCAGUGUGUGCAAUAUUGAAACUGCAAUGGAAUGGUUAGAUGCUAUAUGUCAAGUGUCGGGUAUUCGCUCCUGCAUAUGGAUUAUGUAUUUAGCCAGCUGGAUAAUUUCUGAUUACCUGAAAUGCCCACAGCUGAUGCUAAUCUUUAAUGGCUGAAAUGCUAAGCUCGGUGGGGGUAUUGUGUAAUUGUAAAGAAGGAAAAGAGUCAGGAAAAUGGGGAUUAGUUGUAAUUGAUGUCAUCAUCAUAAUUUCCAAAAGCCAUAAUUGCAAUCCAAUAUUUUCCAUGUAUCAUCCAAGUUUGUGUUUGAAAAGUUAUCAAAUCUGGAGACAAAAUUGCAAGGGGUCUGAAAAAUAUUUACAAGGCAUUGAAUUUAGUAUUAUAUGUAUAUAGGCUAGAAAAUCACCAGUUAAAAGGGGAGAACCACAAUAAUUUGUUUCAGAACAUUUUUGAAAGAUUACAAGAAAGUCGAGGUCAUUACCAGCACUACUUCAGGCAGCCGGGUUGGAUAAAAUGUUUCCGCUA